This is a messenger RNA of Paramuricea clavata, 11392 nucleotides long. The record is from the annotation of a GenBank genome assembly. Lineage: Eukaryota; Metazoa; Cnidaria; Anthozoa; Malacalcyonacea; Plexauridae.
CAGGUUAUGAUGGCAUUAGGCAGUCACCUGAGCACUGUCGAGGCGGAGAAACAGAAGCUCAAGGCUCAAGUACGCCGACUGUGCCAGGAGAAUGCCUGGCUACGGGAGGAACUCUCGGUAACUCAACAGAAAUUCCAAGAAAGCGAACAGAAAGUCGCUCAGUUAGAGGAAGAGAAACAACAUUUGGAAUUCAUGCAGUCUAUGAGAAAAUAUGAUGAUGUAAGUGCUUAUUGUCAGAUAGUUACAGUCGGAAAGCGGUAUCAAUUUCCUAUGCGUAAUACAAAAUGACUGAAAAACGGCAAACUUCCCAGUGCUAUAUUAUCCACAUUUUACAACAUUUCGCAAAGAAACUUUGGAAUAUUACUAAUUUUGUGAUGCUCUUUCAAGCUGUGAUGAAAUGUUUGUCUAGACUUGUCUAGAUCAAAAUUUUGUUCAUCAGGGAAUAGGUCCAUUGGCACUACCUAUACUGCUACAGAUUAUACUCACUGUUUAAAUUAUGGCUUUUUUAUAAAUAAAUAAUGGCUUUUUUAAUUUCUUUUUUAUGUACAUCAAAUCAGGACAAACAAAUUCAGGUACAGUAUGUAUGAGUAUGACUACUGUAAAUUUUAAAUACAUUUUAUUAUUUUAUUGUACCUAUACAUAAUGAGAGGCAAGAUUAAUGAAUGUUUUUUUUUUUAACAGGAUGAAGGUAUUGAAAAUGAUUGCAGCAGUGCAGAACUUUCUCAAGAUGAAGAGUCAGAAGGAGGUGUUGAUGGUAAGACCUAAGUAAUAGAAUAACUUUAUUUAUUUUGGAUAGUUUUAUCAAUUCUAAACUGUUCUCCUAAGAGGCCAUUUGUGUUUCAGAUGAAACGCUCAGUCAGGUUUCAGCGACAUCAACAGGGACAAGCGCUGGAGUUUACGAAAUCCCGGCAAGGUUACGAACACUUCAUAACUUGGUCAUACAGUACGCUUCACAGGUUUGUAGCAGCUUUCUUUUGAGAAUGAAUUUAUACCUUGACGUGAACAGGGCUUGAAAUAACAUUCUCAAAGUUUCCGAUCAUGGUGAAAACUUAAGUGAAAACCUUGCUUUUCCGUCGAUCAUAACAAUUUCUUGCCGAUCAUUGAUCGAUGAUCAGCUGUUAUUUUAAGCCCUGUAUGAAGAUUGUUAACACCAUAUCAAACGUUAUUAAAAUAUUGUAUUAGCAUGUAUAUAUUAAGAAGCUUUAAUUUGUUGUUUGUUUAGGGUCGAUAUGAGGUUGCUGUACCACUUUGUAAACAAGCUUUGGAAGAUUUAGAGAAAACAUCAGGUCACGAUCACCCAGAUGUUGCCACAAUGCUGAAUAUCUUGGCUUUAGUUUACAGGUACGAUUGUUUUAUCAAAACGUUCACCAUAAAUAGUCCUAGGGAACCAUCACUGCUUGUAAGCCAUCACAUAAGAGAUUGAGAGAUUGACUUGAAACAAGUCUAUAUCUUGGGCUAAACAGUAAAGCCUCGUGGCCAAACGAAAAUGAGAGUUGUUAAGAGUUGGUCGUCACACAUUGUUAGUAUUUACGGGGACAUUUCAAACUCUAUAUGAACAAAAUAAAAGUUUGAUGAGUGUUCCAACUAUGUUUUAACUUCAAUAGAAUACAUGAUAUAGUGUUGGGAAAGCAUUAAGAACAGCUAACCAAGCUCACGUGACUACCAACUCUCAUGCACUUUCAAUCCAGGCUUAAGAUUCUACAAACUUACAAAAAUUGGUUCAGUAGAGCUUUUCAAUGGCUGGAAUGGUAUGUGGUGUGUGGUUCAAAAUAUAAAAAUAAUCCUGUACAACUAAGUUGUACAAAAUAUUGUGUCUGUUUGUGGUGUGUCAUAAUUUAUGCGUAAGCUCUUUCCAAUAAACUUUUUGUCGCAUGGUAAGUAUCGACAGACUUCGCCUAGAAGUUACUGUGGAGUAUUUUAUUGUCCAUCAUGGUACGCUGUGAUAAUAUAUAGGACAUAACUAAACAUCGUUGUUUUUUAAAUUAGCACGGUAAAAUGUACAAUUUAAUUUAUAGAUAUAUUCUUAGAUCGUUUAUUAGGUAUUAUGUAACAACCAGAUUUUGGGCAUCUCUCACUGAUAGAAGUAAUUUUUGAAGAGUUUUGCUGAUGGAAGUAUUUGAGUGUGAAUUUUUUACCUUUAUUGGACCUAGAGGUCGCGGAAAGAAUGAAGCAUUUCAAAAGUGUAGGGGCAUUGGCCUAAAGGGACACUUUUGUAUGUAUAUGACCAAAAUCAAACGAUUUUAUGUCGUUCACAGGCCGAACGGAAAUUUUUGAAAAUAUGAAGUCUCUAUAUAAAUGUCAGAAAUGGCUUUUACAGAGUUUUUGCUACUGCAAAAAGGGCACUUUCUUUCCAGCAAAAGAGGGCGUUCAUUCAAGAAGUACUUUUUUCGUUCUUUAAAUGGGGCACUUUAGCCCAGAGAAAAGGCACUUUUUUCACUUUUGAAAAAAGUGGGGGGCACAUGCCCCCGUUGCCCCCCGGUCCCGCGGCCCUUGAUUAGACUUAACCAGGCGUAGUUGUGAAAAAUGCAACUACAGUAUACGUCCUCUGGCAGGAAUCGAAAGACGCUGUCACACUAUUGCGUAUCGUACUAGCGUAUGCCAGCGUAUGAAAAAUAUUACUCAUACGCCGGUAUACGCUGACCUACGCUAGGGGUACGUUAGGCAUAGGUUGUAUACGUUUCAAGAACGGUCGCAUACGCUGGCAUACGGCGAGACAGAAAAUAUUUUUAAGCAUGUUCAAAAAAUUUGUGCGUAUCGGACGUAUGCUUUAUACGAUAAGCAUACUCUAGGCACACGCUGAAUACGCUAGAGGUACGCCAGAUGUACGGUACUCAUACGCUGGCAUUUCAAAGGAUUUUUGUGCGUAUGAGAAUUAUUUCAUUAAUUUUCAUACGCUUCUCAUACGUUUCUCUCAUACGCAAUAGUGUGACAGAGCCUGAACAUGCAGAUUCCGGUGCAGCGCUCUGACCAACUCAGCUACAGAGACCAGACUUGCCACAAGUCGACCUCGAACGAAACGCGACAGACCAGUUGUCGAGUUCCAAACGCAAGUUCAAAAUCGCAGGGCCGCAGAUUCGAUUCCUAUUAGAGGGCCUAUAUAGUUGUAUUUUUCGCACUGUUCCUGGUUAGGUUUUAACAAAUGUAUAAAAUUCAAACUCAAAAUUUCCAUCUAUAAAAGCCUUCUACAAUAAUGUAACCUCACAGGACAAUACACUCUUUCGAUAAUUACGUCACAACUACACUGUUUUCAACUUAGGACCACCUUAAAUGGAAAAGAUUUCAAGUUUUUUUCUCAUGGGUUAUGCGCAGAGAAGCGGAACAUCCUUCGUCAACACAUGCGCGAAAAAAUGUUGAAUUUUGAUCAAUGAAUAUGGAAAUAAGCAUUAACACGAAAACGAGGCUCCGGGUCAUGAGCGCUUCUCUAUACAUAGCCCAUGGGAAAAAAACUUGAAAUCCUUUCCAUUUAAGGUGGUCCUAAGUUGAAAACGGUGUAGUUGUGACGUAAUUAUCGAAAGAGUGUAUGACAACAUACAAUACUGUACGUGGCUAUGACUUAGUGAAGAAUCAUACGAGAAAGAAAACGUGUCGUGUCGCCUUACUUCUCAAGCUCUAAUUAAUAGUAAAAGAAAAUAAAACUACUUUAAUAUUUCUCCAUCGCCGUCCUUUUUUCAAAGAAAGUAAAAUAGUUUAUUUCUAAAUUUUUAAAUUGAUGAUGCUCUAAAAGUAGCGUAAAUGUUUCUAUACAACUUUAAAAUCUUAGUGAAUAAAAAAAUGCAUUCACCAAAUAGUUAAAACAAAAUAAAGUAAAAUCUUUGUCCAAUUUAUAAAUAAUUUAACAGUGAUACUUUGAGACCUAAACUAAAACGCUAUUCGUUCGUUUCUUUAAUUGAGCAAUUAGAAUCAGCGUAAUUGCAUUACUAUUAAUUAGUCUGAAAGUCUCGGCUGACACGUUUCUCUUUUCUUCGUAUAGAUUCAAUAUAGUCCACAAGACUGUUAAGCUCCCUAGAUAUAUAAUCCAAGAUAUUCUACAAUUUAUCAUGUCGCCCGUACGGACCAAGAUUGAUCACCAGGCCAUUACAACGUGCUCGGUCGAAAGUGAACCCGCGGGCUUUGUGGUCAGUUCGGAACUACCGCUGGACGAGAUGGAAGUUGAACUGAGCCGGCUGUGUGAGUCACGUGCUGACCUUCAUGAUGAGUCGAUUGAAAAAUGUUUGUUUGAUCAUUUGCACGGUGGUAUACUACUAUCGAGUAGGUAGAACCUGCUCUACGCAUGAUCGGAAUUUCAAGAUUAUCUUUUCAUAUGCUCAUGUCAAAAUGCCAAUUGUAAACAUGUUACCAAUUGGGAAAUGUUUGAUCAUUUAAAGAGUGGUAGAUAACCUUCUUUUGGUAGAAGCUUGGUUUUCACAAGGUGUGCACUUGGUUUUCACAAGAUGUGCACUUGGUUUUCACAAGGUGUGCACAAAUCGAAUCGGUGUGCACAAUUAUUACGAAAUUGCGUGUCUGAACGAUUAAGACGAUAGUCUUAUGAUGGAAGUCUGGUUUAUUUGAAAUGCCCAGCAGUAAUAUAAAUCGUGUUAUCUUGUCGUUUUGUGUCUCCAGAGGUUUUCUAGUGCUGGAUAUAUUAGUCUUAAUCUCACCUACAUAUACAUGUCGAUACAUGAUGCUGUAAUAUUGCGUGUUAUUGUGUUGCCAAGAGCGAGCUUAGACAAGUGACGUUUGUCAACAAUGACGUCAGAUUGUCGAGGGGGGACUGGACUAAAAACUGUGUUUGUAUCAGUUUGUGGUAAUCUUCAACACAUGUAACAAAACAUAAGAUUUUAGUUUAAGUUUUUUGCUUGCUUACACGAGCGCCAUGAUGCAAAAUACCGUCAAAAUUAGUCGUACCAAUUUUCAGGUGACGUUCGUGUUGAGAAAAGCGUCGUUUGCUUAAGCUUUCUAUUUAACAAUUAGUCGCCGAAGGCGAGGUGAUUACAAGCCUAUAUUCACUGAGCCGAAGGCGAAGUGAAUAUAGGCUUGUAAUCACCGAGCCUGAGGCGACUAAUUGUUUUAGUAUAAAUUUCCAGGUGUUUACAAACAAUAAUCCACACAACUUUAUAAAAAUUCACUUCAAAUAAAUUUAUUUUCACUAUAAAUAGUUUGUUUACAAAAUUUAAAUCUCAGACACGGCUCUGUUUCGCGUUGCGGCUAUUGACUAAGCCAGUUUUUUUCCAAAUAAAAGCACAUGAAGUUUAAUAUUUUACCUUGAAAUAUUUUUAAACCAUAUUUUGUAGCUUGUUUUUAUUUUUUUCGGAAUGCUAUCUUUAAUUUUGGCAGUUUCCUCCUCUGUUACUACGGCAAAACGAGCAGCCAUUUUGAAAAAAAAGCUAUAGUCACUGACCAGUGACUAUCACUUCAGAGACAGAGAAGUGUCUAUAUCGUGUGUGUUUUGUGUUAUGAGUUUCUUUGGGUGCAACGCAUGCAGCUGCUUGCAACAGUGAUUGACCCUAUUGAGUAUUUGUUUCUGCGUUCAGAAUAUUGAGAUCGCUUCUUGAUUCAGAAAACCUUUGUCUCAUUUGAUGAGGUUUAUUUAAGCCUAGUUUCCAUUUGGUCGUUGGUUGUCUAUAUAAUGAAAUAGUCUAAUAUAAUAACAGUCUUUUUGUGUGAUAUGCAAAUCAGUCUUAAUGAUUGCAGAGUUUUAUAAAGUCUUGUUGACACUCUAUUACAUCAGCCACUUGUCGUGCAAGCGACAACUAACGACCAAAUGGAAACUAGGCUUUAACAGCUGCGAGAUGCCCGUUUCCGGAGUGUAGUUAGUCGUGGUAUUAAGGGGUGAUAAAUUAUUAUAAUGAUUGAUUUGGGAACCACAGAUUUUCAAUUUUAGACAAAAAAUUAUUAAAGCUAUAUUUAAAAGGAUAAUUUAACAGUAUUAUAUAUAAAACUUAAUUUGAAUAUUGUAUUACACACGUAAAAACACACAAGUUGUAACAAACCUGCAGCAGACUUGUAGCAAUGCUGUUCCAACAACUUGUCAACAGGAUGUGUUCGCACUGCUUGUUCCCAGCUUGUUGACAACUUGCUACAACGUUGUUGGCGGUUGUUGAGCUCAACAGACUUGUUACAAGUUGUUCCAACAAUUUGUUAUCGUCCUGCAAUUCACACAAUUUGUCAAGAAGUUGUGAGUGACAAACUUGUAGCAACUUGAUAAAAUAACAGCAUUGUUACAACUUGUUGACAAGCUUGCUACAAGCCUGUUGCGAACACAUCUUGUUGACAAGUUGUGACAUUUUUACGUGUGUAACAGUGUAAGAUGUAGGGUAAUCAUAUCUCUUCUGCUUGUGCAGCACGUUCGCAUUAUAUAAUGAGACAACUCUUUACAUCUGCGUUAUAGAGGAAUAAGAAUGUAGAUCUAGUCUUAGUUUAUUGUAGAUUGAAAGUUUCUUUAGGUUUUAGACUGUACUAUAGAACAAAAAUAUUUUUAUAAGAUAUAUAAGACUUUUAAUGUGUACAGUUUUAUUAUAUAAGUUUAUUAAAUAUUAUAUAUAAGUAUUAUUAUUAAAGUUUUAUUAUGUGGUUUGUAUGUUGUUUAAUAUGUGUUAAUAAAUAUUUUUAUUUUAAAUGUAAACUUAUACAUCUUAGACCUAACCAUACAGGAGGGCCUAUUGUUGCAUUUUUAACAACUGCUUUGGUUAGAUCAAGUCGUAUGCAAUAGAUUUCUCUUUUUUUACAUGCCAUUGGCUUAUCCAAAAUGAUCAGUUUUGAAAGGGGAAACAUAUUAGUUUUGAAAAUGAUUUGGGCUACUACCGUGUCGCAGAUUUAAGCGUGCCUGUGUGAUUUUCAAGAAGAGUCAUUUGCAUAUUUGUGUAAUUGUUUUUUGACAAUGCGAUAUAAAUCACUUGCAAAAAUCUUCACUAAUGUUUCAGUUAGACAUGUGUACCACAGACAUAUAUCAUCCUUUCAUGCUCCCAGAUCCAAUUAGGAAGGUUACUUUAUCUCAACACCAGGCGCCCAAUCGUGAAAUCGUUGCGCGGUUUCUGAUAAGACGGUCUGAAUUUGCUUUCUUUCAGAGACCAGAACAAGUAUAAAGAAGCUGCUAACUUGCUUCACGAUGCAUUAACGAUCAGAGAGAAAACGCUGGGAGAAGAUCAUCCUGCUGUACGUGUUGUAUUGCUAAACUUAAUAUUAACUUAAAAAAGUAACAGUGGUUUCAUUUCUGUGACUGAGGUUCCAUUCCUGCAGUAUGCUCUUGUCUGGUUAUAAUUCCACCUCAGCCGCAUAAAAAGAGUGCUUCCAGUUUGACUCUACCAAACACCGUCGGUUUUCGUCAAGUAUUUUAGUUUACCAUUGUAGUAAAACUGGAGCAAUAAGAGAUGUCCCAUAAUAGACCUCGAAGAAGAAAGGGAUAAAGUUAGUUUAGGUUUCCUUCUGUAGUAACACUGGAUCAAUAAGAGAUGAUCCUUACUGGAUGUCUGGGAAGAACAAACAAAUUAGAACUGAUAGAGCUAUCCAGCGUAAAUUAACUAAGUUCUAGUUUAUUCCAUGUUUCCUCCUGUAGUAAUACUGGACCAAUAAAAGAUGAUCCUUACUAGACCUCCAGGAAGAACAGCUUAGAACUGAUAGAGCUAUCCAGUAUAAAUAAAGUUAGUUUAGGUUUCCUCCUGUAGUAACACUGGAUAAGAGAUGACUCUUACUGGACUUCUGGGGAGAACAAUUUAGAACUGAUAGAACUAUUCAGUAUAAAUAAAGUUAGUUUAGUUUAGGUUUCCUCCUGUAGUAACACUGGAUCAAUAAGAGAUGAUCCUUACUGGACCUCUAGGAAGAACAAUUUAGAACUGAUAGAACUAUUCAGUAUAAAUAAAGUUAGUUUAGUUUAGGUUUCCUCCUGUAGUAACACUGGAUCAAUAAGAGAUGAUCCUUACUGGACCUCUAGGAAGAACAGUUUAGAACUGAUAGAGCUAUCCAGUAUAAAUAAAGUUAGCUUAGUUUAGGUUUCCUCCUGUAGUAACACUGGAUGAGAGAUGACUUUUACUGGACUUCUAGGGAGAACAAUUUAGAACUGAUAGAACUAUUCAGUAUAAAUAAAGUUAGUUUAGUUUAGGUUUCCUCCUGUAGUAACACUGGAUGAGAGAUGACUUUUACUGGACUUCUGGGAAGAACAGUUUAGAACUGAUAGAACUAUUCAGUAUAAAUAAAGUUAGUUUAGUUUAGGUUUCCUCCUGUAGUAACACUGGAUGAGAGAUGAUUCUUACUGGAUCUCUAGGAAGAACAGUUCAGAACUGAUAGAGCUAUCCAGUAUAAAUAAAGUUAGUUUAGUUUAGGUUUCCUCCUUCCUUCAGUAACACUGGAUCGAUUAGCGAUGAUCCUUACUGGACCUCUACUUAUAAGUGAUAAUACUAUCCAGUAUAAAUAACGUUACCGUCAGUUUAGUAAACUUUCUUUUAAAGGGUGUGGUCACUCCCUUUCUGAAUUCUAUCUUAAUCCACGUAGGUUGCUGCAACAUUAAACAACCUGGCAGUGUUGUAUGGCAAGAGAGGAAAAUACAAGGAUGCAGAACCUUUGUGCAAGCGAGCUCUGGAAAUACGAGAGAAGGUUUGUCUCGGGGACCACAAAAAUUUUAUUGAGGUAAUUUGAUUAAACAAUAAAAACUGGUACAUGAAAUAUGUUUUCCAUUUGUAGGUUCUAGGCAAUGAUCAUCCCGAUGUGGCGAAACAGUUGAACAACUUGGCCUUGCUUUGUCAAAACCAAGGGAAAUAUGAAGAGGUGUGUUGAUUCAUGUUUUAUCUUUGGUGUUUGUUGGUCUAACUAUUGUAACACCAGUUGUGGAAUAGCCAGCCUCGCUUGCUUGUCUUAAACUAUUGAAUGAAGUAGUAGUAUUCGUUAUCUAGGUUGAAAAGUACUAUCAAAGAGCGUUGGAAAUUUACACGACAAAGCUUGGUCCCGAUGAUCCAAAUGUCGCUAAAACUAAGAACAAUUUGGUAAGGUUUCGUGGUAAAGUGUGAGAUUGAUAUGAAUCUCAUUAGUUUAUAUACAAAUGGUUACGUCAUUAAUAGUGGUUAAUAUUAAUUGGAUCACAUCACAUGUUUUCUAGUGUGACUAUCACGUGUAAGAAAUGUAAUGUCGUGUAGCAACAUUUUUUUUCAUUGUUCAGGCAUCAGCUUAUCUCAAGCAGGGAAAAUACAAAGCUGCAGAAACAUUGUAUAAACAGGUAUGACCUCCUACUAUCAUACCUCUAUAUUAUGUUACACACGCAAAAAUCUCACAUCUUGUUGCAAGUCUGGCAACAAGCCAUCAACAAGUUGUGUUCGCACUGCUUGUCCCAAGUUGUCAACAAAUUUGGAACAAACUGUUAUCAACUUGUAACAAGCUUGAUAAUAUUAUCAGACUUGUUGCAAGGUUGUUCCACAAGUCCGAUACAGUCAUGAUAUAACAAUAUUGUUACAACUUUGUGUCGUCAACCUUGUAACAUUCUUCUUAUAUCGUGACUGUAUCAGACUUGUUAGAACAACCUUGUAACAAGUCUGACAAUGCCAUCAAGCUUGUUACAAGUUGCUAACAACUUGUUUCAAACUUGUUACAACAACUGGGAACAAGCAGUGCGAACACAACUUGUCGACAGCUUGUGAACAGAUUUGUAACAACUUGUUUGCAGAACUGUAACAACUUGUGCGUUUUUACUUGUCAACAAUUUCUCUCGUCUUAGGUCUUAACUCGUGCGCAUGAGCGUGAAUUCGGGACUGAGACGGAUGGCAAGUAUGACGAGCGUGGUCGGGGUGGGGAUAACGCUCCUUAUGGUGAAUACGGGGGGUGGCACAAGGCUGCCAAGGUCGACAGUCCUACAGUCACGACUACAUUACGUAACCUGGGAGCCUUAUAUCGAAGACAAGGGAAGUAUGAAGCCGCAGAAACAUUGGAGGAGUGCGCCUUAAGAUCGAAGAAAAAUGUACGUGGACACUGGAAUUAUAGUUUAGAGUUAAAGUUCGUUUAGUUUAGAUUUCCUCGUGUAGUAACACUGGAUCAAUAUGAGAUGAUCCUUACUGAACCUCUAGGAAGAACAGUUUAGAACUGAUAGAGAUAUCCAGUAUAAAUAAAGUUAUUUUAGUUUAGGUUUCCUCCUGUAGUAACACUGGAUCAAUAAGAGAUGAUCCUUACUGAACCUCUAGGAAGAACAGUUUAGAACUGAUAGAGAUAUCCAGUAUAAAUAAAGUUAGUUUAGAUGAAGUUUAGCUCUUAUUUCUUGAUGUUGAAAUUUCAUCUAUUGACAGGCACUAGAUGUGAUACGCCAAAGCAAGGUUGUCCAAAUUCUCUCCGAUGGCGGAACUUAUUCCCCUAACACACACUCCCCUCGGAGUUCGUCCCCUGUUGGCACAAGUCCCGGUCGCCUGGUGGACAAAGACGAGGCAAUGUUGCGAGAGGAAGACAAACGUGGCGCGAACAAACGCGAGAAGGCGUUCACAAGGCUUAGGAAAUCGUUAAGUAAUCGUGGACAGAGAUUGAUGGAAAAGAUGGGCGCAGGAGCCAGCGGUGAGUCUGAGCAGCAGUUGAGUCGGUCCUCGUCACGUGAUAAUCUAUCCGAGCAAGCUAAGGUUCCUGGAUCUGAGCGAAUAUCACGAAGUACAUCUCAUCUCGCAGAAAUCAGAAGCAGUCAAGUAGGGCAUGGCCCUAAUGCAUUUCAUCCAUAAAGUUUUCCGAAGCAGAAAUCAGGUUUAAAUCAGAGAUCAGUUUUCCUCUUUCAAAGAUAAAUUUCAGAUAUAAUUGCUUUAUUCCAACUCCAGACCACAGCCCUAAUACAUUCAUCCAUCCCUCACAUCAUGAGCUUUAAGAAAUUAAGAUUCGAAAUUUGAACUGGUAUAAAUGCAGACAUCCUAGAUCGAUUUUCCCUUUUGAAAGAUAAAUUUCAAAUCUAAUUACUUAUUGCCUCAAGAAACCAUUACAACAUACCAUUUAUCUGACUUUUCGAGUAUUUUACUCUGGCUUACAGCAGAUCAUUUUUCUCUUCACAAGGAAAAGCCCGGAUAGUCCAAUGUCAAUAUGUUAGAUAACUUGGGACAAGCAGUGCGAACACAACUUGUUGACAAGCCGUCAACAAGUUGUGUUCGCACUGCUUGCAUCCCACAACAAUUUUGGAACAAGCUGUCAAUAUUAAAGUUAUUGAGUUAACAUAUUAGGAUUGCAAUUCCAGUGCCAUUACUGUUUGUGGGAGAAUUGCCACAGAUUUAGGUACCUUUUAAAUUAAAAGUAAUCAUUCGUAACGAAGAUAAUAUAAGAAAAAGAGAUGUAAUUAUUAUUCACAAUGUAAUAUCGACUUGUAUCAAGCGGUCAUUAAAAUUCUUGAAAACAAAGUUUUGAAUGUUUUAAUUACACACGUAAUAUCGCACAAGUUGUUACAGGUCUGCAAACAAGUUGUUACAAAUCUGUU